This is a messenger RNA of Penicillium verrucosum, 1536 nucleotides long. RefSeq lists its product as uncharacterized. The transcript has a single exon. Gene Ontology annotation, molecular function: iduronate-2-sulfatase activity. The coding region runs from base 1 to 1536 and encodes 511 amino acids. The record is from RefSeq and is a predicted model, not a curated record. Lineage: Eukaryota; Fungi; Ascomycota; Eurotiomycetes; Eurotiales; Aspergillaceae.
AUGGCACCUGUUAGGCUCCCCACCCUUGACAACCCACCAAGUCAAACGGCAGAAUCUCGCCCGAAUCUGGUGAUAUUCAUGCCAGAUCAGCUUCGUUAUGACUCUGUUGGCUGUUUCGGAAACCCCCAUGUUCGCACACCCAAUAUUGACGCCUUCGCCGCACGGGGCACCAAAUUCACGAAUUGCUAUUUGCAAGCCACCGUGUGUUCACAAAGCCGAUGUUCGCUCUACACAGGGCAAUAUCCACAUGUAUCAGGUCAUCGAAGCUUGGAAAAUCUCAUCAAGCCCUGGGAACCUAACAUGUUUCGUGCACUGAAGGAAAGCGGAUACCACGUUGCAUGUUUGGCCCCUAGGGGCGAUACAUUUGCACCCACGGUCACAGAGUUGAGUGUAACUGAGUACGGCUUUCUUGUCCCGCCGGAGUGGAUGCCGAAGUUUGGAAAGGGAGGCGCAGAACCGGAUGUGUCAGAAGAUAUCUGGGACCGCUUGUUCUACAAGGGCCUCCGCAGUCAGGACAAAACAGUUGACUAUGAUGAAGCUGCUGUGCGAUCUGCGAUAAAGUGGCUAGAAAAUCCUCCUAAGGGCCCAUGGGUUCUUUAUCUACCGCUGAUCUUCCCCCAUUGUCCAUUCCAAGUUGAGGAACCGUACUUCUCCAUGUACGACCGUAAGAAGAUGCCACUGCCAACCAAGCCAGAGCAGAAAACAGGUUACGAACCGAGAUAUUUCCAGGAGAAUCGCAAGCGCUACGGCACAGAACGGGCAACCGAUGAAAUCUGGAGUGAAAUUACAGCGACAUACUAUGGGAUGAUCUCUCGUCUCGAUACACAAUUCGGGCAGGUCAUGACUGCAUUGGAAAGAACGGGUUUGGCAUCAAACACUGUCAUCGCAUUCUACACCGACCACGGGGAGUACCUUGGGGACCAUGGUAUGAUUGAGAAGUGGCCUAGCGGCGUAUCUGAAGUCCUUGCUCGUGAACCCCUCAUCAUAGGCGGUGCCGGUUUACCUGUCGAUAAAACCAACGAUGACAUUUGCGAGAUGGUCGAUCUGCUCCCAACGGUUCUCGAGCUGUGCAAGGUCCCUGAGAGCUUUCCACACAACGGCGUUUCACUCCUGCCGGCGAUACUUGGAAAUCAGAAGCACCCAAAGCUCUACGCAUACACCGAAGGGGGCUUCCUGAAAUCGGAAGAGCCGCUCCUCGAGCAAGCACCCUAUCCAUAUGAUAUCAAGUCUAUUUUGCAACACGAAGAUACCGAGGUCGUUGGAAAAGCUGUUUCCAUGAGAAGUGCAGACUGGACGUAUGUGUACCGGUUGUACGAACCAGCCGAAUUGUACAACAGGAAGACUGAUAUCGCUGAGCUUCACAACGUCGCUGCAGAUCCUCAAUUUGACCAUAUUGUUCGAGAGAUGCAGGAAGAGAUGUUUCGCUGGAUGAUGCAAACCUCGGACUUUCUCCCAUUUCAAAAGGAUCCUAGAUUUCCUCCGGUGAAUCUUGAGAGCCCAGAGGAACAAUAUAGGAAGAGGACUGAAACAAUCUGA